UUUUCCUUCACUAUUUUCCGUUCUCGUGCAGAUCAGAAGGAUAUCCAAAGGUUGUUACAUUAAACUGAGAACUGCUCUCUCUACGUUUCGCUCUGAAAAUGGAUGACGAGGAAAUAGACUUUAAGGUGGAAGCGGAGAUGGUGAUAGCUGACAUAGGAUUCGCAGUAGAAGAGAUGAGCAUCUCCAACAAAUUACCCUCUUCCCGCGAAUAUGUUUACUUGAAUAUUUUAACUAAAGAGCACAGAAGUAUUUGCGUCGAACUAAGUGUAUUAGGAUUUCGGAUUGUUGGCGAAAAAUUUGACGACAAUCAAGAAAACAGUAAUUCCAAAUACUAUGAAACAAUCUAUGCCUUAUUAGACUCCACGAGUCCAGGAUAUACAAAGUCAUUUGGUGAAGCAUUGGUCAGGAAGCUGUCAUCACUACAAAGUCCUACUAGUGAAGAUUUAGAAAUACCUGAUGAGUGUGCUGAUGAAGCUGCAUGUUCAUAAUGACAUAACAUUGAGACUACAGGAGUAUACAGUGUGUUUGUGAAACAUUUUCUACUUCAUAAUUUUUAAAAUUACUCUUUUUAUCCUUUGAAAAGGCAACCUUCUUGAGCUAAAGAAAUAGUUUAGUUCUUUGUCAGCUAGAAAUUUUUAGAAUUUGUAAACAUUAAAGAUUACAUACCCUUUUAUGGUACGCAGUAUGUUAUAUAAAGAGACUCACAAUAGUUUACAUACAAGAAAUUGUUACUACUGUGAAACUCAGGAAAGCACAAACAUUUUGAUUCUGUAGAGCCAGUUGUACUACCAGAAAAUUAUUACUUAAUAAAUGUUGUUUGAGGUUUUGUAUUCUCACUCCUAAUUGGUUAUUUAAAACACAGUUAACAUUUCAUGAAUAUUUCUUUGUUUGUGGUAUUCAGAGUUUCACAGUAAACCAGGGAACAUCACCUGGAAAGUAGAUAAACAUUGCCACCUUCUACAAACAUAGCAAAUGAUAACAUUGGACUUUUUAAUUAACCUUUGUAAACUUUUUAUAGGCUCAUAAAUCUGUUGUAGAAAAGUAAUUUAAAAUCAAAAUCAUACCAUAUUUAAUAUAUUGUGGCUUGUUAUUUAGUAACUGGUAAGUGACAAUUGUAAAGGUCAAGCCUGUCUGAGAUAUAAUUUAAUAAUAUAAUAUUCCUGUUGGUGGUAUGGGGAUGAUAUGGAUCACGACAAAGUAACAGUAAAGAAAAAUAUAUUUAAGCAUUGUCAUUUUUCCACAUUUUUAUAUUCUUGAAUAUUUGAUUAUUUAACAGUUUUUAUUGUUCUGUCUUUUUUCAUAAAGAUCAUUGUUUUGCUGAGUUAUUAAUUGGUAAAUUAUAAUUACCAGUGCAAGCAAGUUUUUAAAUUUCAAAUGUAUAUUUGUUGAAAAUCGAAGUGAUGAGCAUCAGUCAAUAAAUUUGUUCCAAAUGGUGAUCUCUCAUUUGGUCAAUUUUAUUUGAUGACUGUUGAUUAGAUUUUUUCAUGACUUGUUUCGAAGUGGGAGUGAUUAGUUUUGUUGUGAAGGACAGAGGCUUAGAAUUGGAAUCUUCAAACACAUUACACCAUGUAAACAAGGAUAAGUGAUAUACAUUUUAGCUUUAUCUGGUAGCAAAAGAAAAUUGGGGGACACAAAAACAAUUACACGCUAAAGAAAUUUAACUAUCACCGAAAUAAUCAUGCAGGGCCACAUUACUGUAUUCAUCAGCAUGAAAAGCUGCAAUAAAGAUACUUUGGUCCUUCCA
Pocillopora damicornis (cauliflower coral) is the source of this 1744-nucleotide messenger RNA. RefSeq names its product GSK3-beta interaction protein. Gene Ontology annotation, molecular function: protein kinase A binding; kinase regulator activity. Gene Ontology annotation, biological process: regulation of canonical Wnt signaling pathway. The record is from RefSeq and is a predicted model, not a curated record. Gene Ontology annotation, cellular component: cytoplasm. NCBI's taxonomy places the organism in Eukaryota, Metazoa, Cnidaria, Anthozoa, Scleractinia, Pocilloporidae.